UCCUAGGCACUGUGAGUGAGAAUGGCACCGCUGGCAUCUCUCUCGACCUUGGUGGCACUGGCCCUCCUUGUGGGAAGCAGCGUUGCCAAGCAGCCCAAUAUUCUGUAUAUCCUCUCUGAUGAUGUUGGCUGGAACGAGGUGUCGUGGCACAACCCGGACAUGAUCACGCCCAACCUGCAAGAACUGGCCGACACGGGCGUAGUUCUGGAACACCAUUACACCAACUCGCUGUGCACGCCCUCUCGCUCCGCCCUCAUGACGGGGUAUUACGCCCACAAGCUGGGGAGGCAGGUAAGGUUACUGUUUGUUUGUUUCUUUGUUGUUGGCGAUUUAUUUAUCUGGCUGAAGGACCUCGGCUACAACACACAUAUCGUUGGGAAAGAUGCACUCGUCUGCAACGGGCCUUACACACCGACUUAUAGAGGUUCGAAGACCUUUUCGAAAAAAAAAAGGUCAACAGAUAAGACCUUGCUUCACACUAUCUCCCGAUCUCUCCUUAUCUGUUAUCUGCCUCCAGGUGGUUUUGACAUGAGGGACGGCGAGCGCGUGGCCUGGGAAGCCAACGGGACCUACAGCAUGUAUCUGUUCGCUGACAAGGCUAUAGAGGUGAUCGAAUCCUAUAACGGCAGAGAGGAUCCUUUCUUCCUAUACCUUGCGACGCAGAAUGUUCACGUGCCACUGGAGGCGAGUUUUCGAAAUCUAAAUAUCACGGACAUGUACCCCGACGAGACAGACGAGAACAGACGGAGGCUAAUAGCGAUGGUGACGGCCAUGGAUGAGGGUGUUGGCAGAGUCAUUCAGGCUUUGAAGGACAACGGACUCUAUGAUGAUACUAUUAUAGUUUGGACAACGGACAAUGGUGGCAGAGAGUAUAAAGACAACAACAAACCCCUCCGCGGCUACAAGGGGUCGCUGUUUGAGGGGGCCACCCGCGUGCCCGCCGUCAUCCGAACGCCCCUUCUGGAGUCCACGCCGCGGGUGUACGACGGCCUCAUGCACAUCGUCGACUGGCAGGACACCCUCCUCGCGGCCAUAGGAGCCUCGGAGGUCGCUGGGGACGACGGGGUCAACCAGUGGGAGGCCCUGAGGUCGCCUGCUGCUUCCUCCCCCUCGUUCGAAUCUCCGAGGACGGAGUUUUUCUACAAUAUGGAUUUCGUGCCCGGCGUCGGCAUCGAUGGCGGGAUCAGGGUUGGCAAAUAUAAGUACAUGAGAGGUCUUAUGUUGUAUACAAACGAGACGGGGCCGUGGCUUUUCAAUCUGGAAGAUGAUCCGAACGAGACGACGAACCUCCUGGAGUUCGAACCCGACAUCGCCCAGGAGCUUCAGGCGAGACUCGAAGCCGAGUUAGAGAACGUGGUGCAGGCGGACAGCAUCCUGCCUUCCUUUAACUCGAAUCCUGCAAACUGGGGCGGUGCUUGGAGUCCUGGAUGGUGUAAUGCUUCAUGAACUUAGUAAAUGAUUAAAAAAAAAGAAGAAGAGGAAAAGGAGGAAAGAAUAAGGAGUAAUGACCUUAGAAAUCAAAUUUUAAAAAAGCGAAGAAGAAGAGAAAAUAAUAGUCAUUUGUUAUUGUGUUCGUAAGCAAUAUUUAUGAGGAUAUCAUUUGUUUGACAGUAGGGAGAGAUGAGAAUAAAGUUACCAGUGCAGAGAAAGCUCAAACACGUUACCAGUUAAAAAAAGAAAUUGCAUGAUAACAAGGGUUGCAUCAUCCACGGCAUUCGUCAACUUCCCUGCCGUCUCCUAGAUGGCGUUGGCAGACGUAUCAACGGGCCAUUCAUAGUGUUUGUCUGUUCUUUACACUCUUGUGGCGAGGAUUAUGCAACCGAGUUUAUCAGCACUUAAUAAGUCAGUAAUUCGAAUGGAAGAUUAAUGUUUCUUAUUUUCUAAGUAAUAAAGGAGAUAAGAUGAAA
This is a messenger RNA of Penaeus monodon (black tiger shrimp), 1907 nucleotides long. RefSeq names its product arylsulfatase I-like. The transcript is spliced from 10 exons. The record is from RefSeq and is a predicted model, not a curated record. Bases 22 to 1446 code for a protein of 474 amino acids. NCBI's taxonomy places the organism in Eukaryota, Metazoa, Arthropoda, Malacostraca, Decapoda, Penaeidae.